CUCGCGGAUCGCUAUAUAAGAAGAAGCGGUUGGCGGUGACAGUCUCCUUCAGGGCGGAAAAGAAGUACUGAGCCGUAGAGGGCCACGAGCGGUAGCGAAAACCGAGAUGGAUCGGUACCAGAGGGUGGAGAAACCGAGGGCGGAGACUCCGAUUAAUGAGAAUGAGAUCCGCAUCACGACUCAGGGGAGGAUCCGCAACUACAUCACCUAUGCCACCAGCCUGCUUCAGGAAAAAGGUUCAAAUGAAAUCGUCUUAAAGGCAAUGGGUAGAGCAAUCAACAAAGCUAUUGUGAUAGUGGAACUGAUCAAGAGAAGGAUAGGUGGUCUUCAUCAAAUUGUUUCUAUUGGAUCUACUGACAUAACCGAUACAUGGGAGCCAUUAGAAGAAGGCCUACUUCCUCUUGAGACUACCAGGCAUGUCUCUGUGAUCAGUAUAACUUUGUCAAAGAAGGAACUGGAUGCAUCUGCUGUGGGGUAUCAGCCUCCUUUGCCCAAAGACCAGGUGAAACCCUUGGCUGAAUUCGACUAUGAAGGAGAAGACUCACCUACUGGUCAAGGUAGAGGCCGUGGUGGGCGUGGCAGCGGAAGGGCUCGUGGUAAAUAUGAUGAAAAUGGCACAACAGACUACAAUGACGGAAGUUGGGAUAACAAUGGUCGCGGAUACGGUAGAGGUGGCUAUGGCCGUGGCAGAGGCUUAGGUUUCCGUGGACGUGGUAGAGGUGGUUAUGGUGGCCGGCCUGAUUAUCAACUGGAAAACAAUGGCUAUGAUGAUGAGGUUCCUGUACCUGUUCGCGGCAGAGGUCGUGGUCGUGGUCGCGGUCGCGGGAGGGGCCAACGAGGAAGGGGUCGAGAGUCAACCGCUGUUGGAGCAUAAUACAUGGACUGAUCACAUCCCAAAAAUUUCUGCUUUAUGACUUGAUGGGGGGAUGCCUGCUCUAAUGGGUUCAUCGUUUCUCUGCCAGUGAUAGAUUAGCAGUUCCAGUGUCAUUUUAUUGCUUUGCAAUGUUUAUGAUUCUAAGUUUUAGGGCAUCUUUUUGAUUGUAGGAUGUAAUCAAUAGAGCAUUCUUUUAUUUCUUUGUUUAUUGUAAAGAUUAUGUGAUUAGUACUUAAACUAUGUCAUUUCUUACUCAUUGAAAGUUC
Molecule: messenger RNA, 1140 nt
Organism: Musa acuminata subsp. malaccensis (wild Malaysian banana)
Lineage: Eukaryota; Viridiplantae; Streptophyta; Magnoliopsida; Zingiberales; Musaceae
Molecular function (GO): RNA binding
Source: RefSeq, a predicted model, not a curated record